AUGCAGCUGCUGCAGAGCCCCGUAGCCUUGCCCCUUCGACGCUGUCUGCGGCCUUGGGGUGAUGGGCCUGGACCUGGAGGCAAGGGCCCUGGGGAGCAGACGCGGAGGAGAUGGAGGCAAGAGGCCCAGAACCCCUGUGAGGAGGCAGUGGUGGCCCAGGCACGUCUGUGGGAUAUGCCGGCACUGGCCCCAGACGCCCGGGGGCCCUCGCAAGUGCUGAGCCCUCCCGGGGUCAGGCUGCAUGACUCAGCAGGACAGGCCAAGGUGAGCUCAGUGACUCCGCAGGACAGGCCAAGAAGCCACCUUCUUGCAGAGCUGGCUGCUAACAAACCCUCGUUGGGGGCUUCACCCCCCUCCCAGACGAGCACCAUCACCCUGGGAGACCUGGGGCUCCCCCUUGAGGAAGGACCGGCCAGUCCCGAGCUCUUGAGUCUGGAGGAGAUCUCCAAGAGGUAUGAGUCCAGCCACCUGGCGUCCACUGUCUCCAUCCCAGAGCGGGACUCCCCCAAGCACUGGACGCAGCUGGAGCAGUGGGUGGCCGACCUGCAGGCCGAGGUGGCGUCUCUGCGGGGUCACAAGGACUGCUGUGAGCGAGCAAUGCUGACCCUGCUUCGGGACAUGCUCCAGCUGCGUACCUGCAUGCAGCUGCAGGACGCAGAGCUCAAGAGGCUGCAGCAGGACCUACGGCAGGCAGCUCGGGCCCCGGAGAAGGAGGCCCUCAAGUUCCCCAGCCCCCAGAACCAGAACCAGAUGCAGGCACUGGACAAGAGGCUGGUGGAGGUCCGGGAGGCCCUGACCCAGAUCCGGAGGAAGCAGGCGCUCCAGGACUCUGAGCGGAAGGACACCGAGCAGGACGCCAACCUCAGGCUGGCCGAGCUGGCCGGGAAGCUGGAGCAGGAGGGACAGUUCCGGGAAGCGGCCUGCAGUGCCCUGCAGAAGAGCCAAGAGGACGCGAGCCAGAGGAUGGACCGUGAGGUGGCCAAGAUGCAGGCCCAGGUGACCAAGCUCGGUGAGGAGAUGAGCCUCCGCUUCCUCAAGAGGGAGGCCAAGCUGUGUGGCUUCCUGCAGAAGAGCUUCCUGGCCCUGGAGAAGAGAAUGAAGGCAUCAGAGAGCACCCGGCUGAAGGCGGAGAGCAGCUUGCGGGGUGAGCUGGAGAGCCGGUGGCAGAGGCUGCAGGAGCGGGCCGAGGAGCGCAUGCAGGCCCUACAGGGGCAGCACGAGGAAGAAUGCCACCUCCUGGAGCAGUGCCGGGGCCUGGACCAGGCCGUGAUCCAGCUGACCAAGAUCGUGCGGCAGAACCAGGUGUCGCUGAACCGGAUCCUCCUGGCCGAGCAGAAGGCCUGGGACAGCAAGGGGCACCUGGAGGAGAGCCAGGCCAGGGAGCUGGCCGCCUUCCUGCAGGAGAGCCUGGAGGCCGGCCAGCUGGCACAGCAGGAGGCCCACAGCACGCUGGAGCUGCUUCAAGAGAAGAGCCAGGCCCUGGAGGUGUCGCUGGCCGAGCUGGGGAAGCAGGUAAAGGACCUGAGUGACCACUUCGUGGCCCUGAGCUGGAGACUGGAUCUGCAGGAGCAGAUGCUGAGUCUGCGGCUAAGCGAGGCACAGAGAAAGUGGGAAGGCUCAGAGCAGAAAUCGCUGGAGGGCCUGGCCCAGAGUCAGAAGGAGGCCGAGGCGUGCCUGAGGGAGGUGCGGGAGCGAGUGGACAGCCUGCCCCAGCAGAUAGAGGCCAUCUCUGACAAGUGCAUCCUGCACAAGAGCGACUCAGACCUCAAGAUCUCAGCUGAGGGCAGAGCCAGAGAGUUCGAGGUCGGGGCCGUGCGGCAGGAACUUGCCACUCUGCUUUCGUCCAUGCAGCUGCUCAGGGAGGGCAACCCCGGGCGGAAGAUUGCCGAGAUCCAGGGCAAGCUGGCUACGUUCCAGAACCAAAUAAUGAAAUUGGAAAACAGCAUGCAGGACAACAAAACCAUCCAGAACCUCAAGUUUAAUACAGAAACCAAGCUGCGCAUGGAGGAGACGGCCAGCCUGCGUGAGAGCAUCAUGCGCCUACAGAGUGAGGAGGGCCCGUGGGCCCUGCGAUUGGGCAGCAGGAGGGUCCUCAUGUCCCUGGGGAAGCAGCAGUUCUUUGUCAAGGAUGCGGCCCCCGGAGAGGUGGUCCCCGUGAACCGCUGGGGCGUGUAUCAGGCCGUGAGGUGGCUGCAGUGGAAGGCGGCCCUCAUGAACCUGGGGGUCCGGUGGAGGCCACGCGCAUUCCUGGAGAAGUCCUUCCGCCAAGAGGCUGCCUAA
Molecule: messenger RNA, 2280 nt
Organism: Odobenus rosmarus divergens (Pacific walrus)
Lineage: Eukaryota; Metazoa; Chordata; Mammalia; Carnivora; Odobenidae
Gene: CCDC154
Product: coiled-coil domain containing 154
Exons: 19
Coding region: 1-2280 (759 amino acids)
Biological process (GO): bone mineralization involved in bone maturation
Source: RefSeq, a predicted model, not a curated record